CACAGAUGCAGAUGUCAAAACGAACAAAAUAAAAUAAUUCGACAGACCGCCUCAUAAAAAUUAAGAAACGCGGAUGGUUAAACAUUAAUUAGUUGAUAUUAAAUUAAACUUACGGGUUUUAGAACCAGCUUUCUGUGUUUAAUAGCAUUGUAGUUAUUACGAUGGGUGAUCCAAUCGAACUAACAACAUGGCCCAGCCAUAAAAAUGUAUUUUAUAGGAUGUCAGCUGGCGCAAUAUUAUUCGAUGUGAAGGCUGCUGGAAGCGCUGCCAUAGGUUUGGCCAAAAAACCAGGAGAUUUGGUUGAUGUUUGGGUUGUAAUAGGCCAUUUUCGUACAUGGAUUAAAAAGGAAGAGGGAGGUAGUAAAUCUGUUAUUACCCCUAACAUUCUGAGUAACGGUGAAUACAGAAGAUUUUGGCUCUCUUGGAGAAAUGGCUGCAUACAACUUGGCCAAAAUGAUGACAGUAUUCCAAUCAUAACCCAUGUUCACCAUCUAGAUUUGAGUUAUGUUACAUUCGCAUCUGGAGAAAGAGGGAUGGCAGAUAGAACACCAGUCUACUGGCGAUUUGAACUGCCACCUGUUCUGGAAAAGCCAAGAAUGAAGUCAGUCACUGGUGGAGGUCUAGUGUGGGUGCAUGCUGAUAACCAAUUACCAGAUGGAGCACUUAUCGGAGGAUAUGAAAAGGAGAUGCUUUACAUAAUUAGAGCAGCACACCGAGGUUCUUUGACACCAGGGAAGUUUGUCCCUUCACAAGGCACAGGAUACAUUUCAUGGGGUGGGGAAUCACAUGGCAAAAAUAUAUUUGAGGUCUUGUGUGGAUUUGACUGCACUUGGGUACCAUCUUUUGAAGAUAGGAUUCCAGUGGGAGCUGUUGAAGGUGGUUGUUCCGAAGGCCCUGACAGAGAAACGCUAUAUGUUGGAAGGGCCCUAUACAGUGGUCAAAUCAUUCCAGGGAAGGUUCAACCUUCUCACAAAUGCUGCUAUAUCGCAUAUGGAGACCGAGAGGUAGCUCAGAAAAAGUUCGAAAUAUUAGUGUCUGCAGAUAUCAAUGCAAGAUGUGCCAAUAGGUUAUUUAUUGAUCAUAUAGAUGUUGAAAGUCCAUCAGGAUCUGAACAUAGUAGUGAUGAUGAAUAUUUAGCUAAUUAUCGAUAAUCUUACAUAAGGUUUUAUGUUAAAAGAACCUCAUUUCUUUCAAAUAUACCCUGCAUUCUUUAUUACCUACUUAAAAUUGAAUAAAUAGUCAUCACAUCCUAGUCGGAAACUAAGAAGAGAUUGUGGUUGAAACCAUAUCUUGUGCAUAUUAUUAUUUAUUUUUCUACUUAUCUAAUUUCGCGCAGCGAGAGUUGAAGCGAUCAACUCAAGCAAAGAUUCGUAGUCUUUCUGAGGGCUUAGUGUGUUUAUUAAAUCAAAUGUUGUCACUAGUGAGCGCGUAAAAAAAUUACAUUAAAUGUAUGACGGACUGCACAGCGCCCCUAACAGAAACUUUCAAGAACUAAAAUUUUCAUAAUAUUUUUUUAACGCGCUCACUAGUGAGGACAUAUGAUGUAAACUUACACUUACAGCUAGUUCCGACUUGUCGGUUGUCGGAGCCAUAUAUUAAUCGGAGGUUCCAGUGGCAGAACAUUAUGUAUGAAGCUUUAACGUUCACACAACGUUGAAAAAAGAAAAAACGUUAAAUGGUGUCGGGGUCUCGCUCGCCUAUGAUUAUGAAUGGCGCUGUUCACAUUUGUCGGAUGUCGGGGGCGAAUAACCCUCUCCUGCCACCCCAAAUCUUGUGUUUUGGUAGUUUAAUACUCACUGAUAUUUGAGCCAAUAGAUGGUUGAAAUUUUGAAUUCGUAAUUGAAAAAACUUAAUUUCGUCACUUCUCAAUUCUGUUAUUAAGUUUCGAAAUGUUCCUAAUCUUUCCCUCAAGAUUGGUUGCACCCAAUAUUUUCUAUCAUUGGCUGUAUUUCGUCUUCUUCUCAAAUAAUAAUACAUCACAACUAGAGCUUCGUCGACGUCCAUUGUGUACAGUCGCCGCCUCUCACUAUCCAAAUCUGUGACGCCUCCCGUAGACCGUAGUGAAAAUCGGGCCAAUAAUCGAUUUAAGUGUGAACAGAGGCGACGACACCGACAAACGAUUAAAAUCCGGCCCCGACGACACCCGAUAAGUGGGAACGAGCUCUUAGCCCUCUGAAAAGUGUUUUCUGUCUCGCUUUCUCGCCAAUCCAAAUAUUACAUUAGUAUGAGUAUGUGUUCGCCUCAACUUUCGCUGCGCGACCUGAAAUAUUUUUCUAACUUUUUAGGACUAGACAGAGGUGAAACUUGAUCAUAAACCCCCUUACUAAUAAAAAGUUCACAGUUGUUGAACACUGUUUUAAAAUGACAUUUCCAUACUAAACGUCACUUUAAAACACUGAUCAACGAGUGUGUAAUUUUUAUUAGUAAGGGGGAAAGAAUUUGCUUUAGAGCACCAGAUACUGCAAUAAUAUUAAGAUAUGUUUAUGUGAUGAUAAUGUGUAUGUUUUCCUUAAAUAUUUAAUUUGAAAUGAUAAAUAUAUCCAUUUUAUGUAAGUUACGUAAUUAAUAAAAAA
Molecule: messenger RNA, 2573 nt
Organism: Ostrinia furnacalis (Asian corn borer)
Lineage: Eukaryota; Metazoa; Arthropoda; Insecta; Lepidoptera; Crambidae
Exons: 5
Coding region: 162-1151 (329 amino acids)
Source: RefSeq, a predicted model, not a curated record